CCUGGAGAGCCACUGCGACACGCUAGGAAAAUGUCCUUAGUUCUAGAACCUCUAGUCUCCUAGCAACGGAACUAUAGAACUUCCGGAAACAUUUAGGGGGGAUGGCAUCCACAUCUGCCAGGAGUGGGGACAAAAAGGACAUCUGGCCAUCUCAAGCUGCUGCCUCCUUAGGUGGAGGGCAGAAAGCCUCAUUAUCCCGCUCUGAAGAAUUCCUGACCCGAAUCAGCACAGAACUUACAGAUGAAGCACUGUUUAUUGCUCGCUCCCAUUUGAAUCCUAUGCCCAACAAGGAAAAGCAGACAAAAGACCAAGGGACUCAGAUAUCUAGACAUGUGUUCUUCACCAAGACCCGAGGCACCGACACCCGCUCUGACAGAAAUCGAACCCGAACCAAGGCACACCUUCUGCCAUCUCCUCGUGAAAAGGGAGCACUCCCCAACAUCCUGACAACUGGAGGAUGAGCUCAGUCCUCCCUAGAACUGCUCUCUCUCGGCCUCUUGCCCUCCCCCCUAUGUCCCUCAGUGAAAACCUCAAAGCCCCUCUUUUGCAACUGGCUAAACCUCUCAUCUUGGGAGGAACUCCUGGUCAUAAGCAGCGCCACCUUUGAAACCAAGAAAAUCUUCUGGAGGGCCCUCCACCCUCCAUGGGCAAACACUACUGAAAGAAAAGGUUUUAAUAAAGAACCAGGGAUCCUC
Messenger RNA from Apodemus sylvaticus (European woodmouse), 695 nucleotides. RefSeq names its product putative protein T-ENOL. The transcript is spliced from 6 exons. The record is from RefSeq and is a predicted model, not a curated record. Bases 102 to 461 code for a protein of 119 amino acids. Lineage: Eukaryota; Metazoa; Chordata; Mammalia; Rodentia; Muridae.